GACGUCACAACUCUAGAAGGAACCAAGUGAAAUGCGCACGGGCCACCUCUGGGAGGUAUAAAUACCAGGACGUUUCGUGUUCUUGUUCCCCAUCCUUCCCCAGGAACUCCCAUCUCAUCUCUACUCUCUCUCACAACUCUUCUCUUUACGCCCACACUCUUUUAUCACCAUCUUCAACGAUGCUUUCCAUCACUAAAUCCAUCUCUAUCAUGUUCCUCGUCGGUGCUGCCGCCAACGUCGUCGCUGCUCCCUCGCCCCAGCCCGCCGAGCUUUCUGGUAGUCUUGUAGUCGACGUCGACAGGGCUAAUUCUUGCGUGAUCAAGAAGCCAAAUGGUGCUACUCUCUCGAUCAAGGGCUUUGCUAAUAUACUUCUUCUGAACGACCUCCACAUCGAUGGCUGCUCUAAAGAAAAGCUUGAGAAGUGCAAAGACAUGGAGACGGACGACGACCGAAGAAGAGCCAUUGAGAUAUGCCCCGAGCUCGAGACGUCUGGACAGAAUAUUGCUGUUACCGUUUUGGAGAAGUGCAUGAAGGAGGGCAUGGAGGAGUGCAGGAAGAACGGCAAAUGCCACGACGACGACCGCGAAAGGAAGAACGACGACGACGACGACGACGACAAGAGGUGCAAGGACAAGGCGUGCAAGAAGGCUGUUAAUGUUGCAACCCUUGCCAAAGUUGAUGGCUGCCCUUGUGCCAAGAAGGAUCCUCUCGUUAAGGUCGACGCAAUGGGCAUUGUUUCUUGAAGGAAGGCUCGCUGUAGAUUGUAACUUAUGAAAACCGUGUAUUUUCUUUACUGGGGGCCGGAGCUCUUAUGGUCCAAUCAUUAUCACGAUCCUCCUCGUAGCGGGUUGUCAGUGCUCUCUGCAGGCUGG
Molecule: messenger RNA, 872 nt
Organism: Marasmius oreades (fairy-ring Marasmius)
Lineage: Eukaryota; Fungi; Basidiomycota; Agaricomycetes; Agaricales; Marasmiaceae
Exons: 3
Coding region: 180-743 (187 amino acids)
Source: RefSeq, a predicted model, not a curated record